AUGGGAAGGAUCCUCCAUGCUGUAAUAGGAGCUAUCCUCAAGGAGGAGCACCCUAACAGCCGUCACCUUGGUUUCCACCUUCUGCAAGUCGUCCUCAGUACAACUGUGAUUCCAUCAUGUAUCCCUGGAGAAUCUGAAGAUAACUGCACAGCUUCAGUUAAGACAGAAGAAAAUCCACGUGUGGCCCAAGUAUCCAUCGUGAUGUGUGGCUCUGACAUGAACGGCUAUUGUUUGCACGGGCAGUGCAUCUACCUUGUGGACAUGAGUGAGAAUUCCUGCAGGUGUGAUGUGGGUUACACUGGUGCCCGAUGCGAGCACUUCCUUUUAACUGUCCAGCAACCCCUAAGCAAAGAAUAUGUGGCUUUGACCGUGAUUCUUGUUAUGUUGUUCAUUAUCAUAAUUGCUGGCUCCAUGUACUAUUUCUGCAGAUGGUACAGAUAUCGAAAGAGUAAAGAAUCAACAAAAGAAUAUGAAAGAGUGACUUCAGGGGAUCCAGUGUUGUCACAAGUCUGA
Messenger RNA from Condylura cristata (star-nosed mole), 513 nucleotides. RefSeq names its product epiregulin (gene EREG). Gene Ontology annotation, molecular function: zinc ion binding. Bases 1 to 513 code for a protein of 170 amino acids. The transcript has 5 exons. NCBI's taxonomy places the organism in Eukaryota, Metazoa, Chordata, Mammalia, Eulipotyphla, Talpidae. The record is from RefSeq and is a predicted model, not a curated record. Gene Ontology annotation, biological process: positive regulation of mitotic nuclear division; positive regulation of cell population proliferation; epidermal growth factor receptor signaling pathway.